Messenger RNA from Nipponia nippon (crested ibis), 2716 nucleotides. Lineage: Eukaryota; Metazoa; Chordata; Aves; Pelecaniformes; Threskiornithidae. The record is from RefSeq and is a predicted model, not a curated record.
UUGGAAGAGGAGCCUUUGGUGUGGUCUGCAAGGCAAAAUGGCGAGCAAAAGAUGUAGCCAUUAAACAAAUAGAAAGUGAAUCUGAAAGGAAAGCCUUCAUUGUAGAGCUUCGACAACUGUCACGAGUAAACCAUCCCAAUAUUGUGAAGUUAUAUGGAGCCUGUCUAAACCCAGUGUGUCUUGUUAUGGAGUAUGCUGAAGGAGGUUCUCUGUACAAUGUGCUGCAUGGUGCUGAACCUCUGCCUCAUUAUACUGCUGCACAUGCCAUGAGUUGGUGUUUACAGUGUUCCCAAGGAGUGGCGUAUCUCCACAGUAUGAAACCAAAGGCUCUAAUCCACAGAGAUCUGAAACCACCAAAUUUGCUCUUGGUAGCUGGGGGGACAGUUCUAAAAAUCUGUGAUUUUGGUACAGCCUGUGAUAUUCAAACACAUAUGACCAACAAUAAGGGAAGUGCUGCUUGGAUGGCACCUGAAGUUUUUGAAGGUAGCAAUUACAGUGAAAAAUGUGAUGUUUUCAGUUGGGGUAUUAUUCUCUGGGAGGUAAUCACCCGUAGGAAACCUUUUGAUGAGAUUGGUGGUCCAGCUUUCCGCAUAAUGUGGGCAGUUCACAAUGGUACUCGGCCACCACUGAUCAAAAACUUACCUAAACCAAUUGAGAGUUUAAUGACCCGUUGUUGGUCCAAGGAUCCCUCACAACGACCAUCCAUGGAGGAAAUUGUUAAAAUAAUGACACACUUGAUGCGGUACUUUCCAGGAGCUGAUGAACCUCUGCAGUAUCCUUGCCAGUAUUCAGAUGAAGGCCAAAGCAACUCUGCCACUAGUACAGGUUCAUUCAUGGACAUCACUUCGACAAAUACAAGUAACAAGAGUGAUGCUAACAUGGAACCAAGCGACUUCCAAGGAGCUUCUACCAAUGACACUAUUAAACGUUUAGAGUCAAAAUUGGCGCAACAAAUGAAAAAUACAGCCAAACAGCCGGGUGAUCCUGGCCGUUUGAGUUUACCCCCAUCUCGUGGAAGCAGUGUGGAGAGCUUGUCAGAUGUUCGCGCACGACCACAGUCAGCCCUUGUUUCAGGAGAAGCCAAAAGGAUGAGUGCUGACAUGUCUGAAAUAGAAGCAAGAAUAGCUUCCAUUACAGCCUAUUCCAAGCCUAAACGAGGCCAUCGUAAAACUGCUUCAUUUGGCAACAUUCUGGAUGUCCCUGAGAUCAUCAUACCAGCAGGAAACGGACAGCAGAGGCGCAGAUCCAUUCAAGACCUUAGUGUUGCUGGAACAGAGUCCAAUCAGGAGAGUAGAAACAGCAGUAGAUCAUCUAGUCCUAGUGUGAGAAUGAUCACUACCUCGGGACCAACCUCUGAAAAGCCAACUCGUAAUCCAUGGACACCUGAUGACGCAGCUGCUCUUGGAGAUAGCAUAGUCUUUGAGGGCAACACCUUAGUUUCUCUACCACGACUACUCUGUGGCAGGUGCUUUUGGGGUAUGGAGACCAAUGGGUCAGAUAACUCCAUCCCAAUGGCAUAUCUUACAUUAGAUCAUCAGUUACAGCCUCUAGCACCGUGCCCAAACUCCAAAGAAUCUAUGGCUGUGUUUGAACAGCACUGCAAAAUGGCACAAGAAUACAUGAAAGUUCAGACAGAAAUUGCAUUGCUGUUGCAGAGGAAGCAAGAACUAAUAGCAGAACUGGACCAGGAUGAAAAAGACCAGCAAAACACAUCCCGUCUGGUACAAGAACAUAAAAAGCUGUUAGAUGAAAACAAAAGUCUCUCAACUUACUAUCAGCAAUGCAAAAAACAAUUAGAGGUCAUCAGAAAUCAGCAACAGAAACGGCCAGGCACAUCAUGAUUUCCUGGGACCUUUCAAAUGAAAAAUAUGCACAGAAAAGACUGAUAUUUUUUUUAUUGUUGUUAUUAUCCCUUAUUAUGACAACUCAUGAGUGUUAGCUUCUUGGUGUGAUCUGUAUUUGUCUGCUACACUUAACAUCAUUUAAUUUUCUUUUUCCUAUGGUGGACAUCCAGUUCAACAGGUUAAUCAAAUAAGGUGAGAAAACAGUGACUUGAAUUAACCAACAGCCCUCAAUUUAAAGCAAGAACAGUGGCUGUAUGCAUGCUCCUUGUGUGAAGGCUAGCCUAACAAGUGUUAAAGUGGCUGCUAAAUUGUAAGAUCUUGUUUUUAGUUUUUGGUGUUACCUCGAUAAGAGCAAAACAAAAACUUUCCUGUUUAAGAAUGGUUUUGUUCCAGUGUCUCAUCUCAAACUAUUAUAUGACAAUUAUUUUCAGGACUUAAACAUGCAUCAAGCUGCAGAGGUGAUGUUGGCUGACCAGAGUAAUUCAUGAUGCAUUAGUGAUGCCUUUUACCUGUAGACGUAGUGUAUUUUUUCCACGUGCAAAAUGGUAGGCAAAUUGAUGCCAGCAUCCUGGGUUCAGUGCUUGAUAGCCCUGCAUUUUGACUAAUAUAUUUCUUGUAAUCUUGCUUUCAUAAAAUAUUUGAAGUAAAAGGCUGUAUUUUCUUUACUUUCUUGGGGGGAAUGACAUGCAGUUUCAUUUAGUUACUGGGCAAAAGUUAUGAAGGUGAUUCACUGGGCAAAGUUGGUCCCUUGUAUAAAAGAGAGAAAGAAUCAAAAUGUGUGAAAGUGUGUUUCAAACCUUUAAAGCUUUUGUCCCUGUAGCAUCUUUGGAAGGAAAUUCAGAAAGCAAAUUAAUACAAAACUUUAAAUACUU